CUCUCAGCGAGACAGCGGUGUUCGUAUCAGGUGCUGUGUGGUACUUUCUGCCAGAGUCGGACUAAAAAAAGAGGCCCAACAUACCAGAGGCUUCCCCCGGAGCAGAGCGCUCGCCGUGUGACACACAAGUCGACAAAGUAACGCAGCAUCAUGUAUCGCUUGCUGGUGCAGAAGGCGCUCGCGAACAAUUCGAAACGACCGUCCGCCCAGCUGUUCGCCGCCAGCCGAUCGUACAGCGGAAGCGCACGAGGUUCCAACCUGCCCCCGCUGCAGGAGGCAGGAUUCGGAAAGGUGCUAGUGGUGCUCUCCCCAAUCCUUAUUGGUGGAGGCGUCGUAACGUACGCCAAGUACGAUAAUGAGUUCCGCAAAACGUUAAUUACGAAUGUUCCCGCGCUGGAACCGGUGCUGAAGACGCUGCUGCAGGAGACGAACCCUCUGGACGAGGUAUCCAAAAAGAUGGACGAUAUUAGCAAAACCAUCGGCGAGUACACUUCCACCAUCACCGGCUUCUUCGGUGGCGGCGAGGAGGAAAAGAAGCAGGAGAAAAAACCUGAUUUACCACCGAUCACCCGCGCCAAGUCGGUUCACGUGCCGGUACCGUCACCUCCCCUUCCGAAACCGGAGCCCAUCAACCUCUCCGACAAGGUACCUGAGCAGCCGAAGAAGAAGCCGGAAGCUGCCCCACCAAAGGUGACGACCGCGACGGCCACCAAGGCUGCGGCCGCUGGUACAGCAGCUGCGCCGGCCAAGAGCGCACCGGCAGCACCAUCGAAGCCAGUUCCUCUGGCAUCUGGCGGCGAAACCGUACCGAAAUCCAUCAGCGACCUUGAGCAGCAGGUGGAGGUGGCCGCUACCAUCGCCAUCAAAGAGUACGGGCACGCGGUCGACGUGCUGAAGUCGUACACGAACGAGGUGCGCAAGGUGGUGGACGAGUCGGUCGAUAAGCUGGACUCGUCCAGCUGGACCACGCUGCGCAACCGCACGAGUGCGCGCGACACGGCGCUGCAGGCCGCGGAAGAUGCGGCCGACAAGGCGAGGGGCAACAUCGAGAAGCUGCACGCGUUGCUGAACAGCCGCGAGAUCAAGUGCUCGGACGAGCUGAAGGACAAGGCGAGACAGAACAUUGCCGCCUACCUGGACCAUCUGAAGAAGGCCAAGGAGGAGGUGUAUGCGGCGCGCGAUCUCGCCUCGCUCGGCGAAAAGUACUGGAAGCGGGUGGAGUCGGCCCGGAACUACUUCGUGGAGGAGAUGGAAUCGCUCUUCCCGGGCAUUAAUCUGGCGGAGCGCAAGCUGAACCUUUCCAAGGACGAGCUGGACCUGUUCAUCCUGCACGCGUACACGCAGGUGAUUGCGCACCAGAAGGAGCUGCAAAAGCUGCAGAUCGAGGGCGACCAGAAUCUGCGCCGUGCGCUCGAGGCGGUGCGCGGUUCGGACCAGAGCGAGGAGGUAAAGGCACGCCUGGAGUACGAGAUUGCGAAGGAGAAGCGCCAGCUGAACCUGCUCAACCAGAAGAAGCUGCUGCUUACGCGGGCCGAGCUGGAGCAGCAGAUGCGCGAGCAGCUGAAGCGCCAGACGGAAGCACACGUGGACCAUCUGAAGGAUGCGCUGACGCAGAAGGAGCUGGAGAUGAAGCGAAAGUUCCAGCGCGAGCUGGAUGAGAAGAUUACCACGGAACAGGCAAGCUACAAGCUGCAGCUCGCGGCAAUGCUGGGCAAGCUGAAGGGCAUACACAACGCACUGGUCGAGAUUGAUACCGAAAUGAAAGAGCAUGCUGACGCGGAGAAAAGCGCACACCAAGCGCAAGCCCUAUGGGGAGCCUGCCAGUCCCUGUGGUCGUCGAUCCGCAGCGGCCAGCCCGGCAAAUCGUGGCGCGAUCAGCUGCGCCCGCUAAAGGACGAAAUAGCCGCCGUAGCCCGGUCGGCCGAAGGGGACGAGCUGGUGACCGUGGUGCUGAAAGGUCUGCCCGAAACGGCCGUCAAGCGUGGCGUCUACCCGGAGGAUGCGCUCCGCGAACGCUUCCUCAAGGUGGAGGAAGUGUCCCGCCGGUUGGCCCUCGUCCCGGCCGAGGGUGCCCGGUUGCCGAUGUACGUGCUUUCCUACCUGCAGGCCGCCCUGAUCGCUCGCCCCGACAAGCCCAUCUCGCAGGACGAGCUCGAGAACAAACCGUUCGACUUCAGCAAGCUGGACACGUACGACAUCCUGAACCGCGCCCGGUACUGGCUCGAUCGGGGCGACCUGGUCAAGACGGUCCAGUACGUCAAUCUGCUGCAGGGGGCGCCGCGCAAGGCCGCACUAGAUUGGCUGAACGAGGCGCGCCUGCUGCUGGAAACGCAACAAGCUGCCAGCACGCUGAUGGCGCAUGCCGCCGCUAGCGGUGUCCGAUUCCUGUGAGGCGAUUCGAUUUUGUAUUAAUUGUGUACUUGGUCUGGCUAAGCGAGCGCAACGGAAAUUGCCACAAAAUUGUCACACAUCCAGCCGACCGGCAAUGUUGGAGAGCCAAUGUGUGGACUUGUGUAUCGUAACAGCAAUAGUUAGAUGCCGAAUACAAGGGUCAGUUGUGUUUGGGUUGUCAAAUUCGCUCUAGUUUUGUGGCGCGCGGGUAGCGGUGGGUAGCUCGGGUUCGUGCGGAGAGGCAUCAUUUGCAAAAGAAAAAAAAAUCCAUUCGGGUAAAGAAAUGACUUUAAGCGAGGCAAAAAGUAUUGUUUUUACACAUUAGCGAUUCCUUUUUCGCCUUCCACGCCUCCGUAGCGCGAUUCCUAGUUUGAUUUUAUUGUUAUUUCACGUCGCAUUGAUUAAUUUAUAGAACCGUACUCUCGUUUCAGGAUGGUGAGGAUUGUAAACGCACGAUACGAGCAGAUGGGCUAAAAGACCGUAUGAACAGAACAAGUAGAAUAAAAUAAAAUCAGUCAUUUCACAUGGA
This is a messenger RNA of Anopheles merus, 2920 nucleotides long. RefSeq names its product MICOS complex subunit Mic60. The record is from RefSeq and is a predicted model, not a curated record. Gene Ontology annotation, biological process: cristae formation. The coding region runs from base 151 to 2391 and encodes 746 amino acids. NCBI's taxonomy places the organism in Eukaryota, Metazoa, Arthropoda, Insecta, Diptera, Culicidae. Gene Ontology annotation, cellular component: MICOS complex. The transcript is spliced from 6 exons.